Ochotona curzoniae (black-lipped pika) is the source of this 3291-nucleotide messenger RNA. It is a transcript of the gene ANXA11, whose product is annotated as annexin A11. Gene Ontology annotation, molecular function: calcium ion binding; calcium-dependent phospholipid binding. Lineage: Eukaryota; Metazoa; Chordata; Mammalia; Lagomorpha; Ochotonidae. Gene Ontology annotation, cellular component: cytoplasm. The transcript is spliced from 15 exons. Bases 156 to 1670 code for a protein of 504 amino acids. Gene Ontology annotation, biological process: cytokinetic process; phagocytosis. The record is from RefSeq and is a predicted model, not a curated record.
CCUCCCGCCUCGCCCUGACGGCCGGGGAACCCGCGUUCACUAGUGUUUGCGACUUCUCCGAUCCCCGCAGUGUCCCCGAGCUCCUGGUUCAAGAAGUAGGGCGCGGCGCCCGAAACGUCCUCCCAGAGAACCGCUCACCGGAGCCAGAUCCAGCCAUGAGCUACCCAGGUUACCCCCCGCCCCCUGGUGGAUAUCCACCAGCACCAGGUGGCGGUGCCUGGGGAGGUGCUGCCUACCCUCCACCCACCAUGCCCCCCAUCGGGCUGGAUAACGUGGCCAACUACGCAGGGCAGUUCAACCAGGACUACCUUUCAGGAAUGGCUGCCAACAUGUCCGGGACAUUUGGAGGAGCCAACGUGCCACCGAACCUGUACCCUGGCGCCCCUGGGGGUGCUUACCCUCCGGUGCCUCCAGGGGGCUUUGGUCAGCCCCCUCCCCCGCAGCCGGGGGUUCCACCCUAUGGAAUGUACCCACCUCCUGGAGGAAACCCACCCUCUGGGUCGCCCUCCUAUCCACCAUACCCAGGGGCCCCUGUGCCAGGCCAGCCCAUGCCUCCCCCUGGACACCAUCCCCCAGGACCCUAUCCUGGGCAGCCGCCAAUGACCUAUCCUGGGCAGUCACCAGUGCCACCUCCAGGGCAGCAGCAGCCGACGCCAAGCUAUCCGGGAUACCCGGGGUCUGGGAAUGUCACUCCUGCUGUGCCCCCAGUCCAGUUUGGAAACCGAGGCACCAUCAUGGAUGCACCUGGCUUCGAUCCCCUGCGAGAUGCUGAGGUCCUGCGGAAGGCCAUGAAGGGCUUUGGGACUAACGAACAGGCCAUCAUCGACUGCCUGGGGAACCGCUCCAACAAGCAGCGGCAACAGAUCCUCCUGUCGUUCAAGACUGCCUAUGGCAAGGAUCUGAUCAAAGAUCUGAAAUCCGAGCUGUCAGGGAACUUUGAGAAGACCAUCUUGGCCCUGAUGAAGACCCCCAUCCUGUUUGACGCUUAUGAGAUCAAGGAAGCCAUCAAGGGGGCUGGCACCGAUGAAGCCUGCCUGAUUGAGAUCCUCGCUUCCCGCAGCAACGAGCACAUCCAGGAACUGAACAAAGCCUACAAAGCAGAAUUCAAGAAGACCCUGGAGGAGGCCAUUCGAAGCGACACAUCGGGCCACUUCCAGAGGCUCCUCAUCUCCCUCUCCCAGGGAAACCGGGACGAAAGCACGAACGUGGACAUGUCCCUGGUGCAGCGAGAUGUCCAGGACCUGUAUGCUGCUGGAGAGAACCGCCUGGGAACAGAUGAAUCCAAGUUCAAUGCCAUUCUCUGCUCCCGGAGCCGGGCCCAUCUGGUGGCGGUUUUCAACGAGUACCAGAGGAUGACGGGCCGCGACAUCGAGAAUAGCAUCUGCCGGGAGAUGUCGGGAGACCUGGAGCGGGGCAUGCUGGCCGUGGUGAAAUGUCUCAAGAACACCCCAGCCUUCUUCGCGGAAAGGCUCAACAAGGCCAUGAAGGGGGCAGGGACCAAGGACCGCACGCUGAUCCGCAUCAUGGUGUCGCGGAGCGAGAUUGACCUGCUGGACAUCAGGGCCGAGUACAAGCGGAUGUACGGCAAGUCGCUGUACCACGACAUCACGGGAGACACCUCCGGCGAUUACCGCAAGAUCCUGCUCAAGAUUUGCGGUGGCAAUGACUGAGCCGCGUCCCCAGCGCCCCCUGCUGUUCACCCGCCGGCAGUGGCCAUGCCAGCAAGAGGCCAGAAGAUGUAUCUCACGCAGUAGCCCCCAGCUAGGCAUGCCGUCCACAGGCCCCCAGCCCUCUGUCCCUCCUGAGCCAGGAACCUUGCUGGAAGACCAGGCUCGCUCCAGCCCACCUGCCCACUCAACCUGUUGUUCUCUUUGCCCACUCGCGCAGACAAUACCUGGGCUUGUGGCUGAGCCCCCAUCCCCACCCCCUUCAUUGCCUUCGUAUGCUUUUUUUCCUCUUUUUGUUGGAGACUCCUUCCUUCUUGACACACUCACACAGCAUCCGCUCACUCCGGACAUGUUUCUGGUGAGGGUGGCAUGGUGGGCGGAGCACCCUGGCUUCCCUGGGGAGGUGGGGAGGAGGAGGGAGGGGCGGUCAGGGUAAGCUUUGCAUCUGGUGAGAAUGUGUCAUGAGCGUUGUUAUUGCCAAACACACUCCUUUCUAAGGCCUGAGAGUCAGCUGUUCUAUCCUUCCUGUAACCACAAGGGCUAGGCCAGUUCCCUGCCAGUGACGGGGCCUUCUUGUCAUUUGGAAUGUGCCUUAAACCUGAAUGUCUCUAGCCAUAAAAAAAAAAAAGAAGAAAGAAAGAAAACAACAACAAAAAAUUGUUUCCACAUUAAAGUUAGCUGUUUCUGGAAUGUUCCAGAAAUGUCUUCCUGGCGCCGGUUUGUUUUUCUUUGCUUCAUGGCUCUGCCCCGUGGCUCGGGGCCUCCAGCCGUACUGACUGGUGAAAAUUCACACACGACUUUAAGUAGCAAAGUACUGAUUGUCAGUAACUGACUACAAAGGCUCCUGAAAUGCCUGCUGGGAGGCCAGACACUAGAAAGGGGUGGGGGUCGGCAUCAGGCAUAGCCAUGCCCCUGAGGGUGAGGUGGGCGGAAUGUGGCCAGUGUGGUAGAAGGGGCUUGAGUAGAGAGAGGGAGGGUCUGACUCCUGGAGCGGAACUCUCAGCUAGGGGCUAAUGAGGAGGGUGAGGACGCCCCAGAGGCAUGUGACUAGAGGGAGCCCCUGGGUUUAAGGCUCUGGCACCCACCAUAGUUGAUGGUGUUGGGAAAAGCGGAGUCUAGGAGGGGGACAGAGUUUCUAGAACGCACCGCCCUCACCCAGCAAAGGAUGCUGUCUCUAGGGUGGGCGAGCCCCAGGGUGUGGCUUGUCUUCAGGUAGACAGCUGCUGGUUGCUGCUGCCUGACCUCGGGGACCCCUAAGCAGUGAGAGGAGAGUCCCCGGAGGCCUGGAGGGUGCUGAGGUGGGUGGCAGGUCCCAGUCGCCACAGCAGCCCCUGAGCAUCCCGCCCCAGCUCUCUCAGCCUCCCCGCUAACCUCCCAAGCAUACCGGCCCUAGGGCAGGCUCUCACCCUUGGGUGCUGGAUGGGACCCGUGGAUAAGAUGAAGUGCCUACCCCUGGUGGCCUCCUGAGCCAAGGCAGGGCCUCGACUCGGUGUGCUCUGAUGGCGCUGUCAUCUGCCCCUGCACACUCGGUCCUGUGUUUGGCAGAUGGAGUUGCUUUACACAAAGUUCUUUGUAGGAACGUGAAUCUUUUGCCAACAUUUAAACAUUGAGAAAUCUCAUAUUU